Molecule: messenger RNA, 2846 nt
Organism: Salvia splendens (bonfire salvia)
Lineage: Eukaryota; Viridiplantae; Streptophyta; Magnoliopsida; Lamiales; Lamiaceae
Exons: 4
Coding region: 1416-2324 (302 amino acids)
Source: RefSeq, a predicted model, not a curated record
AAAAUUGAAACCGUAUGAAAUGGAAUUCACUAACUUCUAUUAUUGCACCCUCUUUCUUCUUUACCAUUCUAGUUCAAUUGGAGAGAAACAGCGCCUCCCUUCUUCUCUCAACACUCACCGCAGAUUGCUCCUCUCUCGCGGCGUCAGGUUUGGGACCGGUGAGUAGCAUCGCCAGCUCCUCCCCCUUUCCUCACAGCGUCGGUCCCUUCGAGCUGCCUGGGGGUCGGUCGCUGUCGGGGCUGCCGUAUCACUGCCCCAUCUGUCGAGCUCGUCUGCCGCCUCCAGCGGCGUGCUGUGUAGCUGCAGCCCGGUGUAGCCCCGCCCCCUACUCUAAGCUAAGUUUCUUCCCUCCAGUUCUUAGUUUACUUAGUUGCGUUUUUGGGGGCAGCAACUAUGUGGAAUUAGAGGUCUUUGUAGAAAAUGAUACACCAAAAAAUGCAUAGAAGCAUAUAGCAAACAGAGAUGAAAAAUAUGAGAAAGAGAGAUUUUUAUUUCACUCAAAAAUCAAUCGUUCACAAUGAAGUGAUCAUCUCUUUUAUACUAGGAAGAUGAUGCAUUCUAGAUCUAAAAUAACCAAUGAAAAGCUAGCUAACAAGAUCACUAAUUCAGCUGCAAGUAGCUGAUUAUUUCUCACAAAGCUAUCAACUAACUACCUUCCGAGCCAUGUCAGCACCAACGGCUCUUUUGCCUCAAACUCCAACGUCUCUUUUGUUCCUCAUACUCGAGCUCAUUUCUCAGCCGCAUUAGAUCAAGAUCUCUAUGUAUUUGGUACGUUCAUGAAACACCGGGUUGGAGCUGAUGUGCACAACAGCUUGGUUGUCACAAAAUAAUGGCACUGCCUUUCCUCUCUCAAUACCAAAAUCCUUUAGGAAUGCAGUGGCCCAAACUACCUCAAAAGUUGCCUGUGCCAUAGCAGGAUAUCGGCAGAUGAUCUUGAUAUAGUGUUUUGCUUCUUUGCCCUCCAAGAUAUCAAAGAAAAGCCAAUGAACAAGCAAUAUCCAGUCAUGGAUUUGCCAGUGUCUGGACACGCUGCCCAGUCAACAUCAAAAAAUAUACUAAGGCUUGAUUGAUUGGUAGUAAUACGUCCGAUAGAGAUAGUUAUAUAGGCUUUUCUAGCUGAUUGAUUGGAAUGUUAGUCUACCCACUUGACCCGGGUUUGUUUUCUUGACCCGCUAAAAUUUUGUUUAUUAUCUACCAUUCACAGAAUAGGCAAUAUCACCAACACCCCUCCGAUAGUGUGAAACCCAAAUUUCCCGAUAAAAUUUAGGGCACUUUGCGACCAUUUUGCCCUUCAAUUCCUCUUCUUCUUCGUUGUGGCAUCACCCCAAAUUGAAGUGAUAGCUCCAACACUUGAGUUUCUCCAGCUGUGGCCAUAAGAGGACGAUCGAUUUAGAGGCGAAGGUAUUAGCGUAGAAAUGACAAACGAACUAACUCAGACUAAGGUUGCACGUCGGCGGAAAGAGCUAUCAUACUUCAUGCUAAUGCUAGAGGAGAUAAUUACAAGCCAUCGCUUGAAUAUGUUGGUUAUUUGGAUGUUAAUCUCCAUUAUCAUAUCCAAGAAGACCAAAAAAACUAGAAGGUUUUGGACAAAUAGGUUUUCAUUGCUCAAGCGCAUUCCGGCGAAUGUACACCAUAUCAACAGUUUGGUUGGUGUAAUUGAUCGGUCCUGCAUGGAUAAUCUACGCAUGGAUAGGAACACAUUCGGUCGACUAUGUCGUUUAUUGAAGGAUGUCAGUGGUCUUGUGGAUAAGAAGUUUGUCACCGUUGAAGAAAUGGUAGCAAUGUUCUUGGGUAUACUAGCUCAUCACAAUAAAACUCGUGUGGUUGGUUUCCAUUUCCUCCGCUCAUCGCAGACCGUUUGUCGCUACCUGCACGUUGUCUUAUAUGGAGUGCUAAAGCUUCAUGAGAUUUUGCUAGUGAAACCUGAACCUGUUGAUGAAAAUUGCACCGAUGCAAGGUGGAAGUGGUUUAAGGGUUGUCUAGGAGCAUUGGACAGGACAUAUAUCAACGUUCGUGUUCCUGCCACAGAUCUUCCCAGAUAUCGCAAUAGGAAAGGACAAAUAUCCACCAACACAUUGGCUGUAUGUGACCGCCAUCUAAGAUUUGUCUAUGUGUUACCUGGGUGGGAGGGAUCUGCCAGGGACUCGAGGAUAUUGCGAGACGCGCUCAGUAGACCACUUGGCUUCAAAGUACCAAGAGGACAAUACUAUUUGUGCGACAACGGGUAUGCGAAUAGUGAAGGCUUUAUCACUCCAUACAAAGGAGUUAGAUACCAUUUGAAAGAAUGGGGACCCUCUUGUCAUGCCCCUCAAACAUCGGCAUAAUUGUUCAACAUGCGCCAUACCAAGGCUCGGAACAUAAUAGAGCGAGCCUUUGCUGUGAUGAAAGUGCGCUGGGGGAUUCUUCGCAGUGCAAGCUUUUAUCCGAUUGAUGUGCAAACAAAUCUUAUUAUUGCUUGUUUUUUGCUCCACAAUUUCAUUCGCGGUCAAAUGGAGAUUGAUCCUCUUGAAGUGCAAAUGGAUAGCCAAGGGGAUGAUGGCAGUCGAUCUGAUCCUGAUGAUGAUCGAGUGGAUUUCAUACAGAGCAUCGAACCUACCACCGCAUGGGCUAAGAAGAGAGACGAUUUAGCAGCUGAAAUGUGGCUUGAUUUCAGUUCAUAAUUUGUUGAUGAAACUGUUCUACUUUAGAACUUGUUUUCAUUAGUUUCAAUAUGUUUUUGUUUCUUUCUCCACAACGUUGCUCACAUCUUGCUAAGUAUCCAUUAUAUUAUGUACAAAUGAAUUGCAGAGUUUGCAAUAGCAAAAUAUUAGUCAAAUUGAGAGAUUUUUUGGCUCCCAAAAAGCAAA